This is a messenger RNA of Mya arenaria, 10839 nucleotides long. Its product is annotated as rap guanine nucleotide exchange factor 4-like. The record is from RefSeq and is a predicted model, not a curated record. Lineage: Eukaryota; Metazoa; Mollusca; Bivalvia; Myida; Myidae. Gene Ontology annotation, molecular function: guanyl-nucleotide exchange factor activity. Gene Ontology annotation, biological process: Ras protein signal transduction; positive regulation of GTPase activity. The transcript is spliced from 24 exons. Gene Ontology annotation, cellular component: plasma membrane. Bases 912 to 7841 code for a protein of 2309 amino acids.
GCUAACUAUGCUAGCGUAGCUCUAGCCAUUGAUGAAAAAUAUUAUCAUAAUAAAACGCAAUGAAAAGAAGAAAUAAGAUUAUAUUUGUCUAAUGUUAUGUGAAUAGUAAUCUGAAAAGUUGAAAAGUGAAGAUAUGAGCAGUGAAGUGUGUUAAAAAAUGUUGAAGUACUUAACACAUGCCUUAGUUUAUAAACUAGGUAUAGUAUUUCCAAAAAUGGGUUAUACUGACAGAAGUGUAAGAUACACGACAAAUUUUCAGAUAAUGUCAUGUGGCGAAUAGGGGACUGUUAAUAAUACCAUGUGUGAAUUGUUGUUUAAAUAUCAGAGAGAAAUGAAUGACUAAGUGGGGAUGCUUUCAGAAUUCAAAAUCUGCAGAAGUGAAAGAAUUUGACAGACUGCUGGAAUUAUAAACAGAUCUCAACGCAGGGUUGUAAUUUGAGGGAAGGAAAAUGAGAAGUUUAUGAAAUUUGCUUAAUGAAUGGUUUUAAGUGUUUUUAUAGGCAGCUGGCAUAAUACAUGUCUGGAUUUUCAAGAUGCUUGUGGAAAUAAGCUGAUCUGGAGUGGAUUUUUAAGGAUUCGAUCAUUUUUAAGCCAGAAUGUUGGAGGAUAGGGGAAGAACAUUAUAAACAUGUUGGAUAUAUACAUGUUUGGUGAAUGUACAUGCUGGAUAUAUACAUGUAUGGUGAACGUGAACAGCGCUGGAGGGACUUCUACCACAAAGAUACAAUAAGGAUGACACAGCAGAGGUCGUGACACCACAUAAGAAAUUCUGUGAUGCCAGACAGCUACCAUGUAAAGGUCAAAGAUGUAUACACUUCUUUGAUGCCACUUUAAAGUUUACUGGAAGUGACAGUUGACAUUUCUGAAUGAUUAAAUCUUGGACCUGAUAUUGACAUCUCUGAAGGUGAACCAUGAAGUUCAAAGAUAAACUUCGACAUUCCUUUUCCAGGAAAGUGCAAACUUUCGAUAGAAACAGAAAUAUAGACAAGUCCAAUUUGAAUGUGAAAACUUCAAGCACUUUGGAUGAACAGAACCAGAAUGAGGUUUCUAGAAAGAGUGGUACUUCUGAAUUAUUGCUGGCCCCAAACAGGGGAAAGAAGGCUUUUAAAAGUUCUCAGAAAUUUGGACGUAGACAAGUGCUUAAAUGCAGGAAUGAUGCCGAAAAUGAACUUUGUCCAGAAGAUAUUGUCAGGACUGGUUCAAAAAUAAACGGUAAGCAAGAUGAAAAUAAAGUUUUAGAUUUUGACUUUUCUUCCCUGAUUAAGACAGUGAAUUUCAAGCCAAAGUCAGGCAGAAAACUUCAUGUGAUUAAAGAGAUAGAAGACAUAGAUAAAGAACAUAUUGAGAAUGACUUCUCAGUUUUUCAGAAAACUUUUGAAUUCAAAGUUCCAGGCAGAGUGUCGGAAAAUCCGAAAAGGGUUGUUCCGGAAAUAGUGGACCUUGGAAUUACCUCUCCAACAUGUGCGGAUAUGUAUGGCCAUGAUGAAAUAGACAAUGUUGUGUUUACUUUUCAUGGUGAUUUAGGUCAAUCAUAUGGCAAGAGUGUGGCAAAAGGUCUUAAAUCAGAUAGAGGUAAAAGAGACACAAAGUCCUCACAAUCAAAGCAUGACAAAACUAGAACUGAAACAAGUAAAAAUAAACAUGAAGUAAAGAAUGGAAAUGGAGAAACAAAUAUCAUAUCGGGAUUUGAAAAGGUCGAUGAGCCCAAAAAGACUGUUACAAAAACAAUGAGUUUAGUGAAUAUGAAGAAGUACACAGAUAAACCAAAAUUGGAACGUAUGAGUUCAUUGCGUACGAAAAUAACAGAAAUGAAAGAAUCAAAGGCUGAAUGUGAACAUUUAGAAAAUCCUUGGGUCUUGCGAACAGAUUUAAAAGACACAGAAAAUGUAAACAUUCAGGACCAGAACAGAUUUUGCUCAGUAGAAAUAGUGAACAAGCCUCUUGGGAGCUUUCUUACUCUGGAAUCUAGAAUAAGCCUUGAAUCUUCAUUAGGAUUUGAUGUUAACCAAAUAAACAAUGACAAAGACAAUGUAGAAACAAGUGAACAUGACCUGAAGAACGCUGCUAUAGUAGAAGAACUAACAACUAAAGCAAUACGAGUAAAACCUGAGCUUAAAAGAAGUGACAGUGUUAAUUCUCUGGACUCAUUUGGCUCCAGUGUUCACUCUGUACAUUCUAAUGAGCUGUUUUUCUCAGACUCUGAAGCUGAACACGAUCUGGAACAGCUCCAUGAUAAAUCUAGUGACACUGAAGAGCCUAAGAAACAGAUUAUACCUUAUUCCCUGGCUGAAAGCCUUUCAGAGGCGAAUGUUACUCAAAGACAUAAUCAUAAGAGAGUGAAGAGUAAAUCUGUUGAAGAGAAAAUCAAUGAAAUUGCUAAGCAUGUGUUUCAGUUCAUUGAAGGUAAGGAAACAAUAGAUGACAAUGGUAAAGUUGUGCUAAAUAAAUCAAAGUCAGUUGAGGAUUCCAACCAUGCCAAAAAGAAGAAGCCAAAACAUAAUCAUAACAGAAGGUCGUUAGACUCGAGUUUGAGCUCUAAAGUUGACCAAAACGACACAGAGAAGAGGCGUUCGAUGCUCACUAGCUCCACAGAGCUUUUACUGUCACCAGUGUUAGAAGCUGAAGGCAGAGUGACUCAGAGAGUUGAGAAUGGAAAUAAGGACCAUGAUCCAACAAGGUUUUACACCAUGCCAAAUCCAAAGAGGAGAAAAACUGGACAAUCACCUCGAAGAAAGGUUGGCAGGUUAGGAAGUUUAUCAAAACUGUUCAAUGAUACAGCCCAGACAUUUGCUAAUAAGACUCUUGGUAGUUCUUUCAAGCUCAGAAGUGAUAAGAAUGAUUCUGGUAGCUCAUCAGAUAAAUUGUGGGGACCUUUGUCAACUUCUGCAAAUUCUUUAGCGAAUAUGAUGGCGAAAAGGGCUUCAAGUUUUUCGACCAUGAUUAGAAAGAGAACAAACUCAAAUACCAUGGUUGACAGUCCAUUCAAGCAGUAUUGUAACAAGAAGAAGUCUCAAGUCAGUGAAGAGGAGAAAACAGAAUUUGUUUAUGAGAAGGUUCAAGUUACAUUGCCAAGGGAACGACCACAUACUGAGCUGGAAAAGAAGGCACUUGGAAUGAGACUUAAACUAAAUAUUAAGCUUGCCAAUGAAUCUGUUAAUGGUGACCUUGAUCCAAAUUGUUUAGAUUCAAGGUCAAGGGCAAAUAGCUUUGUUCUAAGCCAAAGAAAGAGCUUUGGGGCUCUUAAGAGUCCCACUUUACUUGAUGAAAUCAUGCGCUCUGUCGAUGCAGACCAUGUUCGCAGACUUCGUAGUAUUGCAGGUAAUACAGAAGAAGCUGAGUCAUCGUCGGAUUGUGAAAGUUCAGGUGGAAGUUCAAUAUUCCUCUUCAAUAAACAAUACAGUCUAGACUCAGAAGUGUCAGGUGGUAGGUCAAAUAGAAACAGCUUAGUUUUGAAUUUUUGUCGAGUUUGUGGAAAGCCUAGGAAUUUUUCUGACUCAAGUACCGAUUCUGACCAAUCGGAUAAGCAAUUAUCUCUAGGUUGUGCUCAACCCCGACAGGCUAUUUCUCUUUGUGAUUUAAGUGCUACUUGCCAGUGUAUGGUGAAACGAAGGUCUUCCAAAGAAAACAGGAAUUCUUCUGCAAUUCCACAGAGAAAAUCUUGGGAUGUAAUAACUGGUGACAACAUCCAUUUUCCACUCAACUCUGCUAAGAGAAAAAGUUCAGUAUGUUAUAAGCAUCGAUCCAUGUUUGAACUGAGCAGAUUGAGUUCAAAAGACAAAGAAGACUCUGGUAUUAUUUGUAACUUGGAAGACAAAUCUACAAACAAUUUGUCAGAUGUUUCACAAGGAUUUUUACAAAAACACAGACCAAUAGUAGAUUUGAGUUCUGACAGUAUUGACCAAGCUGUAGAAUCAGAUACUGACACAAUUGAUGAGACAGAUACAAGACAGUCCAGAUCUUGUGGAGAUAUUUUGGAUUUAGAUGAUAACUCAGGGACACUUAAAAGAAAGGCAAAAGUUAAGUGUGAUGUUGAUGUCGAAGAUUAUGAGAAAUAUUAUGUUGAAAAUGAGGGGGAUACAAAAAGUGCUCAAAUAUCAAGUUCUUGUGGUAACUUACUUGAAGAAAAAGAUUUUGAAAUUUCAAAUCAGCUGAAGCUAAAUGAAAAAAGUAAGAAAGAACUUAGAAUGGUAAAAGUAAAGUCUAUGUCAAGCUCACAUGAUGUAUUGAAUACUCUUGAUUCAAUGGAUGAAAUAGGUAUUUCAGACGAUGAUGUACUGCAUGACAGCGUGCCAUUUAAGUCGGAGGCAAAAUUUGAUAAAGUGAAGUGGAAUAGGGAACAAAAACAUAAGCAACUUCAGACAAGGCAUUCAGUGCCUAUAAUAAACAUUGAGAGAGCGGCAUCACCACAGAAAUUUGUAAGAGAGAAAUCUCCAAAUUUAAAAUAUCUGUCCUCCGCUCAUACAAGCCAGCCCUCUGUGAUAGACUUUGAAAAUACCAGUUCAAAUUACAAUGAUCAAAAUCUAUCUACAAAACCUCCUCUCCCGUUUAAAAAGAGACAUAAAAAGGUGCUGUCUUUGAGUGAUAUUCAUAAUGAGGAAAACAAAGAAAACUUACCUGCUCUCAACAGGCGAUUUCAAAGACAUUCUGUGGUUGACUAUGUUACAGAUAACAGUGAAUAUGAUAAAAUAUUUAUGAACAAAUGUUCAACCCCUAAAACUCGCCAAACACCAAAAUCAGAUUUGUCAACACCAUCUAAAACUGAUAGAUCAAGCAGUUUCACUAAAAGAUUUUUAUUCGAUGAACAACAAAUUGGCAAGUAUGUCAAAUCCUUACAUAGGCCGGAUAGUUUAGGCAGGAAAUCAAUUUCUAGUGAUGAAGUUACAAAUUUAGGAAAACCAUCAGAAUUUACUGCAAGAGACAAAAAUUACUCUACAAACUCUAUCAAUCGUCUCUCAAAUGAGUCAUGGGUGGAUGAAGUCUUUCAACGCAUAUCAUUACCCACAAACUUGCCCUACUCCCCAAGUGACCCAUUUAAGGACUUUCAGGAGUUACCAUUUAUGUCCCCAGAAUAUCGUAACUUAUCAUUCACGUCAUCAGGGGUAAAUUCUGACUCAGCCUCGGGGAUAUUUGGGGAAGAGAGUGUGUUGCGGUAUGAUGUGUGUCUGGGGUACCUGUUACACUCCAUUGAGUGUGAUGAGAUGACUGUAUGUGUAUACUCGUUACAGCGCAACAAACAGAUUAUGGAGUCUGUGAUAACACCCAUAGCUGCUCUUCCUGGAGGGAGUGGGAGUCGUUCAUCAACUGAGACACCAUCUUCAGACAAGAGGCGAUUGUCAAGUAAAGUGCCCGCGGAGGAGCUGCCGAAUCCAGCAGCCCCUAUUACUCAGGUGCCUUCUGAUCGUCUAGCACAUGCGGGACAUGUUUUACGUACCGUUCUAUUGGCGCGGGCCCCGCACAUGAUCCGGGACCGGAAAUUCCACCUUCGCACAUAUCGUCGUUGUAUGGUCGGCACAGAAAUGGUAGACUGGGUUUUACAACAUAGUGGACUGGUACAUUCCCGAGCACAGGCUGUUGGCAUGUGGCAGGCUCUUGUGGAGGAAGGAGUUAUUGUGCAUGUUUGCCAUGAGCACCAGUUCAAGGACAAGUACCUCUUCUACCGUUUUCAUGAGGAUGAUGAGGGUGUUAGCACGGUUCCCAGCUCAGCUGUAAAGCGUGAGUGCGAGGAUGAACUUCCCGAUGUGUUUCUCCUUCUAGCACAGAUUGGGCCUGAUGCCGUGAUGAGAAUGAUCCUACGGAAACCGUCACAUGAGCGAACAAGUGAAGAUUUGGAGACCAUUUACGAAGAGUUACUCCACAUCAAAGCUCUGUCCCACCUCUCCACGAUGGUGAAACGAGAACUGGCCAGCGUUCUGGUGUUUGAAUCACAUGCCAAAUCAGGAACUGUCUUGUUUAACCAGGGGGAUGAGGGCAAAUCCUGGUACAUCAUAUUGAAGGGCUCUGUGAAUGUUGUCAUCUAUGGAAAGGGGGUUGUGUGUACUCUUCACGAGGGAGAUGACUUUGGAAAAUUGGCACUGGUCAAUGAUGCACCGAGAGCUGCAACAAUCGUUCUCCGAGAUGACAACUGUCAUUUUCUCAGAGUGGAUAAAGAUGACUUCAACAGAAUCUUGAGGGAUGUGGAGGCAAACACUGUACGCCUUAAGGAGCAUGGCCAAGACGUUCUUGUGUUGGAGAAGAUACCGUCAAACACCCAGUCAGCUGAUGGAACUGUACAGGCACAUUACAAGUACUCUGUGAUGGCGGGUACUCCUGAGAAGAUGUUGGAGCACCUCCUUGAGAGUCGACUAGAUAACAAAAAUGAGACAGAAAUAGAUGGAUUCCUGGAAGAUUUCCUACUGACACAUGUGAUCUACAUGCCAUGUAACCACCUCUGUCCCGUGCUACUGUCACACUAUCACUCCUCAACAGCAGACGGAUCAGAGAGCGAGGGAUAUGAGUUUAUGUUGAACCAUAAGAAAUGUGUGCUACAUUUUGUACAGGAGUGGAGCAUUAUUGUCGGCCUGCCAUUCAGAGAGGACCAUACAAUUAACGCUUUCCUGGAGGAGCUGCACAGCUGUGUGGUUGGUGACAUUCAAGACUAUCCGGGCCUCAGAGAUGACAUCAAACACCUAGAGGCCAUUCUCAACUCACAGUCAGGAUCCCCAGGUAACAAGUCAAAGAAGAGGUCAUCGGGGACAUUCACAUUUUCACGCAAACAUUCCAAGGACUGUUUCCAGGACACACCCAAGAAACGAAAAACCCUCAAACCUGCAGAUGAAACAAUAUUUAAGGUGUAUUGUGCAGACCAUUCCUACACGACUCUAAAACUGCCGCUGGAAACGCGGGUUGAACAACUUCUCAGUGCCACAAUGGAAAAACAAGGACUUGGAGAUGACCUCAUUCUUUGUGAAGUCAAGUCAACCGGAGAACGCCUGAUCUUCAAAGAAAAUGACUUAUGUGUUACAACAGGACUCAGUAUUAAUGGCCGACUCUUUGUUACCCCGAAAGAACAUCUUGAUGCACUGACCCCCCUGCCAGAACAGGAGGGCCCAUCAGAGAGUUCAUUCUCCCAAAUAGAGUCAUUCAGUUCCCGGGAAAUGGCGUACCACAUGACCCUACAUGACUGGGAACUCUUCACAUGUCUCCAGGAGUAUGAGCUCAUCUAUCAAGUGUUUGGUCGAUACAAGUUUGGCAAGAUCACAGCUAACCUCGAUAUGUUCCUGCGCCGCUUUAAUGAGCUCCAGUUCUGGGUCGUCACGGAAAUGGUUAUGGCUGCAAACCUCAGUAAACGGGUCUCGUUGCUACGGAAAUUCAUUAAACUGGCUGCUCAUUGUAAGGAGUUUCGCAACCUGAAUAGUUUCUUUGCCAUCGUGAUGGGUCUCAGUAACAUCGCCGUCAGCCGGCUUUCUCAAACUUGGGAGAAACUGCCUGGAAAGUUUAAGAAGAUGUUUGCAGACUUUGAGACCCUGAUGGACCCUUCACGUAACCAUCGUGUGUACCGUCUGUCUGUAGCAAAGAUGCAGCCGCCAAUCAUACCAUUCAUGCCCCUUCUCAUGAAAGAUAUGACAUUCACCCAUGAAGGAAACAAGACAUACUUUGAUGGCCUCGUCAACUUUGAGAAAAUGCACAUGAUUGCUCAGACGUUGAAGACAGUUCGGUUCUGCCGAAGUUCACAACUAGACUUGGAGGCCCCUGUGACGCUGAAAUCAUCAGAGACUGCAGAGUACGUCCGUGACCUGAAGGUCAUAGACAACCAGCGACGUCUAACUCAGCUUUCUCACAAGCUUGAACCAAGGAAGACAUAAUCCAGCAAGAGUGCAUCUUGUGAAUUUUAUCAAUCACAAGUAAUGGUUCAAGCGUUUUAGCCAUGGACAAUCAAUGAUGCCCAUCCCUAUUUUGAAGCAUUCUGGCUAUGAACAACCAAUGAAGCCCAUACCUAUGCCAAAGCGUUCUGGCCGUGGACAACCAAUGACCCCCAAUCCCUACUUCAAAGUGUUCGAGCCGUGGACAACCAAUGACCCCCAUCCCUUCUCCAAAGUGUUCUGGCCGUGGACAACCAAUGACCCCCAUCCCUACUCCAAAGCGUUCUGGCCAUGAACAACCAAUGAUGCCUAUCUAUACUCCAAAGUGUUCUGGCAAUGGACAACAAAUGGCGUCCAUCCCUACUCCAAAGCGUUCUGGCCAUGGACAACCAAUGACCCCCAUCCCUACUACAAAGCGUUCUGGCCAUGAACAACCAAUGACCCCCAUCCCUACUCCAAAGCGUUCUGGCCUUGGACAACCAAUUACGCCAAUCCCUACUCCAAAAUGUUCUGGCCAUGAACAACCAAUGACUCCCCUUCCUACUCCAAAGCGUUCUGGCCAUGAACAACCAAUGAUGCCUAUCUAUACUCCAAAGUGUUCUGGCAAUGGACAACAAAUGGCGUCCAUCCCUACUCCAAAAUGUUCUGGCCGUGGACAACAAAUGACCCCCAUCCCUACUACAAAGUGUUCUGGCCGUGGACAACAAAUGACCCCCAUUCUUACUCCAAAGCGUUCUGGCCAUGAACAACCAAUGAAACCCGUCCCCCUUCCAAAGCAGUAUUGGCCACGAACAACCAAUGAAGCCUGUCCCUCUUCCAAAGCAGUAUUGGCCAUGAACAACCAAUGAAGCCUGUCCCCCUUCCAAAGCAGUAUUAGGGCAAAAAAAAAAUUCAUCUGACUGUUAUAAAAAAAAAGAAUGUGGCAAAAGAGCUGAUUUUAUUUAAAAAAAAUAUAAGAAAGAUAUUCAUAAACCAAUAUUUGGUCAAAAAGAAGACACUUCAAGUGUUUUUUUCGAACAAGAGCUCAGUUGUUGGCGGGGUUGAAGUCUUACAUAGUUUUUCUAUGGCCUUUAUUCUUCAAAAUGCUAUUUCAUUUGUACUUACAUGUAUGUCAAAUAUGAUGAAAACUUUCUUGACAUUCCAUGGUUUUUAUCAUAGAGUGGUCCAGAAUUUCAACCAUUACUUCUUAUUAAUAUGGCAUUAUGAACAUUUGUAGGCCAACAUAUAGUAGUAAUAUUUGUAAAAUGCUAACAUUACAAAAAUGUUAUGUUCAAAUUACAUGUUUAUUUUAGUUGAGUGUAUAUUUGAUAACUGUAUAAAUUGUAUAUUUUAAACUUGUAAAUAACAUGGAUAUGUGCAAUAUUUGAAGAAGAAAAAAUGUAAAUAAUCUGACAUUAUCCUGCUUAUAGUUUGGUGAUAACGAUGUGUUUUGCUCACAGUGCUGAUUUGUGUUAAAUAAUUAUCAUAUUGUGUAUGAGAUAUAACUUAGUUAAGUUAAUGAAUAUUUCAUACUUCUAGGGCAUGGACAGUCUAGGGAACCAAAUUGCCAAUUACAUGCGGGUAGCGAUAUAUACAUUUCACUCGAUGGAAUAAUCAUGACAUAGAUUAGUAUAUACACUGUUUCUUCCUCUUUUUAAAGCACCCCUAAGUAACCAUUUCAUCUGAAACAGAAAACAGGCAGUUUCAACAAUUAAGUAUUGUUUGUCAAAUGAAGAAAGAAAUGAAAUCUCUGUUCAUGUGAGCUCGGUCACGAAGGUCGGGGGACGUCAUCUAUCUUAAAGCAAAUGGCGAAAAAACAGCCAUUUCAGUCACUUCAACCAGCAGCAGUCGACAUGACUGAUGUAAAAACUCACUUAAAUCUCCAAGUAUUAGAUGAUAUUGCUGUAUUGGUCAGGUACUGGUUACGAAAAGUUAAACAAAACAUACCCGAGCCGCGGAUACCCGUCCAUGCCCUACAUGCUUAGCAUAGCCAUCAUUUAGAUGGAUAUUUUAUCAUGCGUUGUGACACAUUAUGCCUAUGAUUAUCAAGGUUGUCUUACAUCCUGUAUUGGUUUUGGUUGUAACCCAUUCAAAUUCAUCUAACAUUUAUUCACUCCCUUUACUGUGUUUUUAAACGAGAAAAGUGCUAUAGUUAUUUUUCAAACUCUUCAGUUUGCAAAUCAUAUUUUAAAAGUUUAACAUUCCAAAAUAACAUGUUUUGGAGAAACAUUUAUCCUUCGUUGAUAUUUAAUGCUUAGAUAAAUGUAAAACCCAAAUUUAAAAAAAUAAAUAUAGUUUAACAUGUGUAUAAUGUUGUGUUACGAGUUGAUAUCAAAAUACAUUUAUUGGCUCAAUGUUAUUAAUUAUACUAUUUAUUCACAUGUACACAUUGCUAUUCAACAUUUCUAUCAAUUUAAUCUAUGAACAACACUUUUAAAAUAAUUAUAACUAUGAAACAAUUUUUCUUCAUAUUACAUGUGUUUAGUUUGUUUUAAAUUGUAUUUGAACAAUUUCAUAUUUAUUAUGUUGAGUAUUAAAUGAUAUUAUAGAAAGAACAGAACAGAAAGAUGAUUUUUUUGGAUUUAAACAUAUUGUUUCUCAUCCAUACAAGUAAUUAUAACACAAAUGGUUAGUAUAUAUAUACAAAUAAUACAGAAACAAAACAUAUUAAGACAAACAAGUGUUAUUAAAGUAUAGUAUUUGUAAGCGAUUUUUCUUAUUUCAUUAGCUUGGCUUAUAUAAGUACACAUGCAGGAUCAUGUUGAGCUUGCAAGUGAAUUAAUUCACAAAGCCACCAAACUUCUUAUAACUAAGACUGCUACUUGGUAAUCUGUAAUUUUAGUGUAAAACAUUUCUAUAUUUUCAUUAUUGGAAUUACGGAAGCCUUCAUUUGGACACUUUUUCAUCAUCAAAAUCAUGACUCAAAAUCCAUUAUAUUGUUUUAUUUGAAAUAUAUAUUUGAUAUGUUUUGUAGUAUUUGUGUUAAGUAUGUUGGAUAUGAUAAUAAAAUAUGAAAACAUCA